Electrophorus electricus (electric eel) is the source of this 507-nucleotide messenger RNA. RefSeq names its product ribosomal protein S15a (gene rps15a). The record is from RefSeq and is a predicted model, not a curated record. Gene Ontology annotation, biological process: translation. Gene Ontology annotation, cellular component: ribosome. Lineage: Eukaryota; Metazoa; Chordata; Actinopteri; Gymnotiformes; Gymnotidae. Gene Ontology annotation, molecular function: structural constituent of ribosome.
UACGUUUUUUCCCUAAGCACAUCGCGCGCCUCCUUCCUUCCUCUUUCCGCCAUAUUGCAGAACUGGCAAAAUGGUGCGCAUGAACGUUCUGGCUGAUGCGCUGAAAAGCAUCAACAAUGCCGAGAAACGGGGGAAACGCCAGGUGCUCCUCAGGCCGUGCUCCAAAGUUAUAGUCCGCUUCCUCACCGUCAUGAUGAAGCAUGGUUACAUUGGCGAGUUUGAGAUCAUUGAUGAUCAUCGAGCGGGAAAAAUUGUGGUGAACCUCACAGGCAGACUGAAUAAGUGUGGUGUCAUCAGCCCAAGGUUUGAUGUGCAGCUGAAAGAUUUGGAGAAGUGGCAGAACAAUCUGCUCCCGUCCAGACAGUUUGGGUUCAUUGUAUUGACAACCUCAGCUGGCAUCAUGGACCAUGAGGAGGCAAGACGAAAACACACAGGAGGGAAAAUCCUAGGGUUCUUUUUCUAAACACGUGUAAAGUCACCAACAAAUAAAAUCCCAUUUCCAGUGGA